UGGUGGAUGUACACAUGUUUCCUCGUCUCUGCUUCUGUUCAGUCGUAAUAAAACGACGCCGGGGUCAUGACCUCCAGAUAUGUCGUCUGGUGCGAGGAGUCGUUCACAGAGUCGACAACAUCUGUCCCAGCAGCCAGAGGUUCCAUCCAGCUGCAGGCUGCCAACACAGCUGCUUCAGGAUCGACUCCUCUUCUUCUUCUGCUGCCACCUGAAACCGCUGGAGGAGAAACCAACACGUUUCCCCAUCAGCCUCCACAGACAGGUUUCACUAGGAGGAAACAUCUGGGGUCCUGCCCCCCCCAGGCGACCCCACCCUCCAGCUCUGCUCCACACAACAGGGACCAGGGUGAGGAUGAUGAGGGUGAGGAAGGCAGAGAGGAGAGCAUCAGACUCAGGGACGACUUGUCUCCUCCAGAGGUCGAGCGCCUCCUCCUCCUGAGGAGCAGUCCUGUGAUCUCCAGACGCCACCGGCCCGUCUCCUGGCACGGGGGAGGAGCCUCCGGGUGCAGCUCGUCUCCGGGCCUGGACCAGCGUGGACAACCCACAGGCGUGAGGACAGAGGAGGCGUGUCCUCACUCGUCUCCGCUCGUGGACAACAAGCAGCAGCGCGUCUCAUCUCCUCUGAACCAUUUCCUGUCCUCGCUCUUCCACCUCCCCCCCAGCGGACUGCAGGGAUUGGCUGGGGAGCACAGAGUGCGGCGCCCAGACAGCUGUGAAGCCCCUCCCACAGCAGGCCUCUCUACCAAACACAGAAGCAGUUUCCCUGAAUUCUCUGCAGACAUCUUUAAAAUGAGCUGUGAUCUGGAAAAGGAGAACGCCCACUUCGUGGUGGUGGACCUGGUGCUGGAGGCUCUGGAAGCUGUGAAGUGGACUCUGCGUGACGAGCGACGCACUUCCACAACAGACACGCACACACAGCACGACAACAGACAGAGACAGACGAGCACACACCGACGCACACGAGAAGACGACAACAGACAGAGACUGUCCAACAGACGCACAAACAAAGACGAGCUUCAACCGACCGGUGUCGUCUCCACUGAGGGAGGAACUGAAGACGCUGGAGGAGACGAGACCCUGAGCCUCCGAAGUGCGGAGUGGCUGGCCCAGCGGCUGGUGCUGGAGUUCAGGAGGAACUGGUUUCCGUCCCGUGAGCCUCGGGGGGGGCGGCUUAGCCUCCGCAGCUCACUUCAGGAGCUCCCGGGCACCGGCAGCGUGGCGGCGAGCGGCGGCAGCCUGACGGAGGAGAUCCUCCUGAGGAGCAGGAUGAGAGGAUCCCUGAGCUGGGCUCCUCCUCGGCUGCAGAUCAUCUUCACCCUCCGGCCGACGCUCAGGCGCAGCGAGGUCGUGGCCUCUCAGCACUUCCUGUGUGCCGGCUGCGGGACGGCGGUGGAGCCCAGAUACAUGAAGAAACUGAGGUACUGUGAAUACCUGGGCAGGUAUUUCUGUGACUGCUGUCACGGCGGCUCCGAGGCUGUGAUUCCUGCUCGAGUUCUGUCCUGCUGGGAUUUUAACAGAUUCCCUGUGAGUGAUUUCUCCAAACAGCUGCUGGACUCGGUUUGGUUUCUGCCUCUGUUCGAGCUGAGUUGUGUCUGUAAGCAGCUCAGCAGCCGAGUGAGGGAGCUGCUCCGCUUCAGGGAGCUGCUGGAUCAGCUGUUGUGCGUCAGGAAGCUGCUGAAAAGCUGCCGAUUAUCUGAAAGGGUGAUGACUGAAAUGGAGACGCUUCCCUCUCACCUCGUCCUCCAGCAGCCCCCCCUCCUCUCCAUGGACGACCUCCUGAGGCUGAAGAAAGGUCAGCUGGUGGCGCAGGUCAAAGCCGUGGUGCACGCCGCCAUCAGUCACGUGGAAGACUGCGAGCUCUGUCUGGCUCGAGGCUUCAUCUGUGAGUUCUGCAGAGAAGGAAACGUCCUGUUUCCGUUUCAGAGCGACGCCUGCAGCCGCUGUCCAGUUUGCAGGAGCUGUUUCCACAAACACUGUUUUGUGGAGAAGAAAUGUCCCAAAUGUUCUCGGAUCCGGUCGAGGAAGAAAGACGGAUCCACGAGGAGUGAGAGAUGAACGGCUGCAGCUCGGGGACGAAGCUUCUUCAUCCAACUCACUUCACCACGUCUUCAUGUAGAAACACUGUUCAGCUGGAGAUGACAUGUGAAUAAUAAUCUUUAUUAAUAAUAAUAAAUUUAGACUCAAACC
Limanda limanda (common dab) is the source of this 2187-nucleotide messenger RNA. It is a transcript of the gene rubcnl, whose product is annotated as rubicon like autophagy enhancer. The record is from RefSeq and is a predicted model, not a curated record. Gene Ontology annotation, biological process: autophagosome maturation; autophagosome-endosome fusion; autophagosome-lysosome fusion. Gene Ontology annotation, cellular component: intracellular membrane-bounded organelle; autophagosome membrane. Bases 67 to 2055 code for a protein of 662 amino acids. The transcript is spliced from 17 exons. Gene Ontology annotation, molecular function: phosphatidylinositol phosphate binding. NCBI's taxonomy places the organism in Eukaryota, Metazoa, Chordata, Actinopteri, Pleuronectiformes, Pleuronectidae.